UAAUUACAAAAGACGCAAAGAAGUCAAACACAACAAAGCAGAAAUCGCUAAGAAAAAUGGCUUUUCUUUACAGCAAUCUAACCUUCUAAUAAUCUCUCAUACUGCUUAAAGAAUGAAAAGAAAGAGUUGAAUCUGUGAAGUCAAAGAUAUGGGGCAUUCAGCAAGCAUCGCAAAGAAGUACGCAACACCAGAAAAGGAUGACGACGAAGCCAGUGAGAUCGACUCACUCGCUACAGUUUCAAGCUUCAGACCAACCUCACCAUUAGCCCACGCAGAUGCAAGAGAGUUCACGUUGAGGCCGCCAGAUGGUGGUACUACACGGUCUAGAAAUAAAACCUCUAUGUCCAGUCAUCAGGGUUCGUAUCCUCAAAUGAAUGGAACUAUUCCUCGUAGAACACUUGCUUCACAGAGGAAUAUUACAGCAUCGUCAAGCACGUUAGGAUCCCAGCCGAGAUCCAUGCGAGAAGUCAGGCAUUUUCUGGUGAAGAAUCCUGAAUUCCUGACUGGUAAACAGGCAAAAGAUAUUCAAAGACGAACCCAUAAUAGAGAUAUUCAUCCCCAUAAGCAAAUCAAAACAAAACAGGAUUUAUAUCUUGGAUUAUUUGACCCUCCGAUAAUUUACGGCAAAGGCGCGGAACCCGAUAAACAGCUCAAGAUGAAUCAGAGGAUGUAUCUGCAGUUGAUUUAUCCUACAGUCUCUGGGAUGAAGUAUUAUUAUCCUUCUGCAAGUCCCAGCAGGCCUAUAACAAAUAAUGAGAUGGUUGUCGUUCGAAGAGAAGAUUUAUCGGGGCAAGAAGAUUACAUGAAGAAGCCAAACCGAGUAAGAACCCGGCCCCCAUUAAAACCUACCACAGAACAACCCUCUAGCGUAAGAAGUCCAUCCAAGCAGCAAAUCCUACUGGAACCUUUUCCACUUAGGUCUAUGUCUCCGAGCAAAUCUCCGAGAAUUCCAAACGGAUAUACCUUGCCUUCAAGCACUCCUAUUCGUGAACUACAAGUACAGAAGAGAAAAGGGAAUGCCUAUGUCGAUGUGAACCUUCAAAAACUGCCAACGAGUAGAACCGGGAAGCAAAGAGGAGAGUCAAUGGAAGUUGAAAGAAGAUUCGAAACUCCAGUCAACCAAGGAAUAGAGUAUUACAAGCCAAAGAAACAAGAAGAACAAGUAGUUUUUAACUUCGAUGUUGAAGAACUUGGUUUGAAGAAAAAAUCCGAAGGCGCUUAUCCUAAAGACAGUAGAGACAAUGCAGUGGUGCCUUUGUAUUUCAGAAAAACCCUCGCUUAUAAUCCGAAGUAUUCCAACAGCGGGAAUAUUCUCUCGGAUCCUCUUUGAAAUGUAGCUUUAUAUUUUGUUUAGUAAUUCAACUUUAUACUUAUGAAUUUAUAUUUGCGGGAAAAAGGAAAAGGAUGAAAGGGAGAAAGGAUUGCAACAAUAAGUAACUUUCGGACUACUCGGCAAUGAUUAUAUAUAAAAACUCUAUAUAGUAGCUUUGCUUUGCUUUUUUGGAAUAAAUUUGAAAGAAUUUUUUUAAUUUUAGAAUUGAUUUUCAUUAUCUGUCUUUUUUUUUGAAAUAUUUAUGAAAAAUUACGCCAAUAAGAACUUAGUUUCACUAUAAUUUUGUAAUCUUAAAGUUGUAAAAAAAAAAAAAAAAAAAAAA
Messenger RNA from Actinia tenebrosa (Australian red waratah sea anemone), 1655 nucleotides. RefSeq lists its product as uncharacterized. The record is from RefSeq and is a predicted model, not a curated record. NCBI's taxonomy places the organism in Eukaryota, Metazoa, Cnidaria, Anthozoa, Actiniaria, Actiniidae.